Molecule: messenger RNA, 5031 nt
Organism: Papilio machaon (common yellow swallowtail)
Lineage: Eukaryota; Metazoa; Arthropoda; Insecta; Lepidoptera; Papilionidae
Gene: GluProRS
Product: bifunctional glutamate/proline--tRNA ligase
Exons: 29
Coding region: 145-5031 (1628 amino acids)
Biological process (GO): prolyl-tRNA aminoacylation; glutamyl-tRNA aminoacylation; translation
Cellular component (GO): aminoacyl-tRNA synthetase multienzyme complex; cytoplasm
Molecular function (GO): glutamate-tRNA ligase activity; proline-tRNA ligase activity; ATP binding
Source: RefSeq, a predicted model, not a curated record
GUGACAGUUCUCUUUUUCGUCAUCGUGUUCGAUUUCAAUCUACUUGUUCCGUUUAAGUUAUUAAUAAAAUAGUCGAUAUUCUAUAGCAGAUUCGUGAAUUAAAAAAAGAAGAUCUUCCUUCAUAUUUUUAAACAAAAAUACAUCAUGAAAAUAUCAUGCAACAAAACUAACCCUCCGUUAGGAGGCUUAAUGGCUGCAGAGCUAUAUAGAUCAUCAGUGAAAGGUUUAGAAAUAGUAUGGGGGAGUGAAUCCCACAUUCUUCUCCCGGAUUCGUCUAAACCGGUACCAUAUGGAACAAGCAAUGAUUUGAUAAGAAUAUUAGAGAAUAAGUUUAACAAGUCUGCUGGACCUCUUCAGAAGGUCACAAUGAACCAUUGGCUUUCAUUUAGUCUUGUACUAAAUGAGGACAUUUCACAAUCAAUUCAAUAUCUUGACAAGAUCCUUGGGCCUCUAACCUAUCUUGUUGGGGAAUCAUUAUCAGUUUCUGAUCUAGCAGUAUUCAGUGUAUUGAACUUUUCCAGCAAAUUUAAAGAUGUAUCUGGUAAAAUUUCUCCAACUAAUGUUCUCCGUUGGAUGAAACUGAUACAGGCUCAAGAACCAGUUGUGAAGGUGCUUAAUCAAAUACCAGAUGAUGUUUUGGAGAACCUUUCAAAGUCGCCUAGGAGAUCUCCAGCAGCUAAUAAGGAGGCUGGAGGUCGAGCAGCUGAGGGAAAGUUUAUUGAGCUGCCGCACGCUGAGAUGGGCAAGGUUGUUGUGAGGUUCCCACCUGAAGCUUCUGGAUACCUGCAUAUUGGCCAUGCUAAAGCUGCGUUAUUAAAUCAAUAUUAUCAGCAAGCAUUUGAAGGGAAACUAAUUAUGAGAUUUGAUGACACAAAUCCUGCUAAAGAGAAUGCAGAUUUUGAAAAGGUUAUCUUAGAGGAUGUGGAAAUGUUGGAGAUCAAACCGGACAUGUUCACUCACACCUCACAAUACUUUGACAUGAUGAUGAAUUUCUGUGAAAAAUUAAUUAAAGAGAACAAAGCGUUUGUCGAUGACACUCCCGCUGAGCAGAUGAAGAAUGAGAGAGAUCAAAAAGUCGAAAGUAAAAAUAGAAACAAUUCUGUUGAGAAGAAUCUUGAAUUAUGGGAGGAGAUGAAGAAGGGUAGUUCUAUAGGUGUCCAGUGCUGCGUGCGCGCAAAGAUAGACAUGCAAUCUGCUAACGGUUGUAUGCGUGAUCCCACUAUAUACAGGUGCAAACCGGAAACACAUCCACGUACCGGCAAUCAAUAUAAAGUGUACCCGACGUAUGACUUCGCGUGUCCCAUAGUGGAUUCAGUGGAGGGUGUGACCCACGUGUUGCGGACCAUGGAGUACCACGACCGAGACCCUCAGUUCUACUGGUUCAUUGAUGCUCUCGGCUUGAGGAAACCUUACAUAUGGGAGUAUAGUAGAUUGAGUAUGACCAACACAGUUUUGUCCAAGAGGAAAUUGACAUGGUUUGUGGAACAAGGACUUGUUGAUGGAUGGGAUGACCCGCGCAUGCCCACAGUACGCGGUGUACUGCGACGUGGUAUGACAGUGGAGGGGCUGAGGCAGUUCAUCCGAGCGCAAGGCUCCAGUCGUUCCGUCGUCUUCAUGGAGUGGGAUAAGAUCUGGGCAAUCAAUAAAAAGGUUAUCGAUCCUAUAGCACCGCGGUAUACCGCUCUCGAAGCUAAUCCUGUGCCAGUGAAUCUGAAAGGUGUGACUGGACGGACUGCGUUGACUGUACCACUGCAUCCCAAGAAUUCUGACAUAGGUACGAAGACCGUGUGGGUGACACCUCGUCUUCUAAUCGACCAGGUAGAUGCUGCCUCGCUGAAAAAAGGAGAAAAUGCUACCUUUAUAAACUAUGGAAAUAUUAUGAUUGAUAAGAUACACAAGGGUGAAGAUGGAAAAGUAACGAGUAUUGAUGCUACACCUAAUUUAGAGAAUAAAGACUUUAAGAAGACCUUAAAGUUGACCUGGAUAGCUGAUGAUGUGGAAUCUUCAACUGUGGAGACGUACUGUGUGUUCUUCGAUCAUAUCAUAUCAAAACCUUUGCUCGGGAAAGAUGAAGACUUCAAGCAAUAUAUUGGACAUCAGACUAGGUGGGAGAUGCUAAUGUUGGGUGAGCCGGAGCUGAGCAAAGUGCGAGUUGGUGACAUCAUACAGUUGCAACGUCGUGGCUUCUUCAGAGUUGACGUGGCCCCAGGAUCUGUGUCAUUCCACACCGGCCGGUCUGUGCCAUUGGUCCUCUUCCAUGUACCAGAUGGACACACCAAGGAGAUGCCAGGACAGCCGAAGCCGGUCCAAGCGACGUCUGUCAAACAAGCUGCGACGAAAGCGGACGCGGCUGGCGACACUUCCAAGUUAAACGAAGAGAUUACAAAACAAGGAGAACUGGUGCGGUCCCUUAAGGCUGCUAAGACUGAUAAGGCGCAGGUUGAUCAAGCGGUCAAAGUUUUACUGGACUUAAAAGCCAAGUACAAGACGGCAACUGGACAGGAUUGGAAGCCUGGCACCACUCCAGUACAAGCAGCCCCAGCGUCCGGCGACGCGUCAUCUCUUUGCCAGCAGAUCUCCCAACAAGGCGAUCUCGUGCGUUCCCUUAAAACUGCCAAAGCCGACAAACAGAAAGUCGACGAGGCUGUCAAAGUUUUACUGCAACUUAAAGCGAAGUACAAAGCUACUACUGGACAGGAGUGGAAGCCAGGCACAGCUGCACCAGUUAGUACGUCACCGGACAGUAAAGUGACCGCUCUGAACCAAGAGAUCGCAAAACAAGGAGAUGUUGUGAGAUCACUUAAAGCCAGCAAAGCGGAUAAAGCUAAAGUAGACGAAGCUGUCAAGCUCCUGUUAGACCUCAAGUCAAAGUAUAAACUGGCUACUGGAGAAGAUUGGAAACCAGCAGCACAGAUCAAGCAGAGUCCUGCGCCUGCGCCUGCGCCUGCGCAGACUGACUCACAGGCAGAUACUCUGUCAGCUGCCAUUACAGCGCAGGGUGACAAGAUACGUACACUCAAAGCGGCUAAAUCUGAAAAGACAGUUAUUGACGUCGAGGUUAAGAAUUUACUGAACCUUAAAGCUCAGUACAAGGCAAUAACUGGUAAAGAUUGGACCCCGAGCGCAGCAACUCCGGCGCAGGAUAUCAAGAAAAUGGAUAACAAAAAGCAAACAACCGCGACCAACGGAGACAUGGAGAAGGCGGCCAUUUUGUCAGCGGAGAUCACACGUCAGGGAGAUCGCGUCAGAGAAUUGAAAACUAACAAAGCUGAUAAGGCAACAAUCGAUGCAGAAGUGAAGAAGCUUCUAGAAUUAAAAGCGCAAUACCAGACAGAGACCGGAUCCGCUUACGUAGCACCAACGCAGCCGAGAGAAGUGAAAUCCAAAGAGAAGAAAGAUAAGCCCAAAGAAGAGAAGAAAGAUAAACCUAAAGAAGUAAAGAAGGAACCUAAAGUUAAAGAACCGUCGCCAAAACCUACAAAGGAGGAGUCAUCUAGCGGAGUUAAGAAGAUCACUAGACUGGGUCUGGAAGCGAGCAAGGAGACAGAUCUACCUGAAUGGUACUCACAAGUGAUUACGAAAUCGGAGAUGAUAGAUUACUACGACAUAUCAGGAUGCUACAUCCUAAGACCUUGGUCAUACAGUAUAUGGGAACAUAUCAGGAAUUACCUGAGCAAGGAACUCAAGAAACUUGGUGUCAAGGAUGGAUACUUCCCGAUUUUCGUAUCUAAGUCAGCGCUGGAGCGUGAGAAGGCUCAUAUAGCGGACUUUGCACCCGAAGUGGCAUGGGUGACACACUCGGGGGGUUCCGAGCUGGCUGAGCAUAUUGCGGUGCGGCCAACAUCUGAGACCGCAAUGUAUCCUGCGUAUGCGCGCUGGAUACAAAGUCACCGUGACCUGCCCUACAGACUCAACCAAUGGAACAAUGUCGUUAGAUGGGAAUUCAAGCAGCCGCAACCAUUCCUUCGUACUCGCGAGUUCCUCUGGCAAGAAGGACACACCGCCUUCCGCACUACAGAAGAGGCGGACCAAGAAGUUUUACAAAUCUUAGAGCUCUACGCUUACAUCUACGAGGAGUUGCUCGCUAUCCCCGUGAUAAAGGGUCGUAAGACUGAGAAGGAGAAGUUCGCAGGCGCUGACUACACCACAACUGUGGAGGCUUACGUACCCGCCAGUGGACGUGGUAUACAGGGAGCGACUAGUCACCAUCUCGGUCAGAACUUCUCCAAGAUGUUCGAGAUAGUGUAUGAUGACCCCGACACUCAGGAGAAGAAAUACGUCUACCAGAACUCGUGGGGCAUCACAACUAGAACUAUUGGUGUAAUGAUAUUAGUGCAUGGUGAUGACCGAGGUAUAGUUCUACCUCCUCGUGUAGCAGACAUCCAAGCUAUAGUCGUACCUUGUGGUAUAACUGCAUCUAGCACACCUGAAGAACGUAAAGCACUGAUAGAUUCUUGCAAGCAACUAGUUGAUGACCUCGUCAAAGGCGGGAUCAGAGCUGAAGGGGAUUAUAGAGACAACUAUUCACCGGGUUGGAAGUUCAAUCAUUGGGAAUUGAAGGGUGUGCCGAUCCGUGUGGAGUUAGGCCCUAAAGACAUGUCUCGUGGUGAGGUGGUAGCUGUGAGAAGGGUCAAUGGUGACAAGCGCACUAUCAAGCGUGAAGCUGUGGCCACUGAACUUGCUGCACUACUCGAACAAACACAUACAGAGAUGUUUGAAAAGGCAACAAAAGAGAGGGAUUCACGAUUAUCUCUUGUGAAUAAGUGGGAAGAUUUUGUGGCAGCUUUGGAACAGAAGCACAUUUUGCUGGCACCGUUCUGUGGAGACAUACCGUGUGAGGAUAGAAUCAAGGGGGACAGUGCAAAGACAGAUGAUGACCCCACGGCAGAAGUGAAGGGUCCAGCUAUGGGAGCCAAAUCACUUUGUAUACCAUUCAAGCAACCCAGGGAACUUACAAAAGAAGACCGUUGCAUCCAUCCUGCGUGCAACAACAAGCCCAAAUUUAUAACACUAUUCGGACGAAGCUAUUGA